Molecule: messenger RNA, 712 nt
Organism: Ixodes scapularis (black-legged tick)
Lineage: Eukaryota; Metazoa; Arthropoda; Arachnida; Ixodida; Ixodidae
Exons: 1
Coding region: 218-712 (164 amino acids)
Source: RefSeq, a predicted model, not a curated record
CAACAAUGGCCUUAAAAUUAACAUUCAGAAAACGAAAGCUAUAGUUUUUCGACCAAAGAGCAGGGCUCUGCCAAUUAAUUAUAAUAUUACAAUAGGCAGCGUACCAAUCGAGUUAGUGAAACAACAUAAAACGCUUGGAAUAAUUUUUUCUGAACAUCUUUUGUGGAAUGAUCAUGUCAAUUAUCUUGUUACGAAGCUGUCUAGGGUGGUUGGAGUUAUGUCACACUGCCGCAAUAUUUUCCCAGUUAACGUGAAAUCACAAAUCUACAAUUCACUAUUUCAGUCUUACAUUAAUUAUUGCCAUCUUGUUUGGGGGACAACUACACAAACAAACAUAGAAAAACUUACUUUACUUCAAAAAAAGAUGCUUCGUCAUAUUGCCAAUGAGCACUAUCUCGCUCACACCAAACCUUUGUUUGCCAAAUAUAAAAUAAUUAAUCUUGAUAAGAUGUAUGACUAUAGAUUACUGCACAGCUUUCGUUUUUCAUCUCCUGAGCAUGCUUCGCUUUUAUGCAAGAUGUCAGAGCUCUCCGAACAUCCUCGUAGUUUCAACACCCGUCUUUUCGAAAAAUGGAUAGUACCACGAGCUCGUACUAACUAUACUUACCAGUCAAUUACAUAUCGUCUACCUUUAUUACUUAAUCAUUUUCUUAAUAAUAAUACUGAUAUAUAUCAAAUGGGAAGGAAAUCAUUACUUAUGCAUUUCUUGUGA